GUAAGACACUAGCAAAUCGGCGCAUCAGCCCUCACUGGCAGCGCAUAGCCACUAAACGUCAGUGAAAGGCUGUCUCGUGAUCACUCGGACACGCCCUCGACGCGUAAAGCAGUUGCGCUAACGCGCGGCGCCGCUGCUGCACGCUGCACCGCAGCGAUGCCACUGCGCCCCUUCGCCCCGAGCGACAACGACGCCGCGCGGCCGGACGCCGUCGCAGCACUCGCAGCACUGCUCAAGAAACGCGACGCGAAGGCAUCACCAGACGUCGACGCGUUCCUCGACUCGUACCUCGCGCACCGCUCCCAACGAGAAAGCGACGCCCUGCGGCCCCUCGACGAGCGCGUUUUGACAGUGCUCGCGCGACACAAGCUGAGCGCGCCGCGGCUGGUGGGCUGCGCGCGCGUGUUUAGGGAGCGGUCGCCGGCGCUCUGCGGAGCCGUCGUCCGCGAGGCGCCCUGCGUCGAUGAACUUGCUGCUUUCGCACCAAUCCUCGCGCGCCACCUCGACAAAGACGCUGCAGACGUCUUGGCCUUCCUCGCGGCCUGCGACCGGAGGAUCGCCGGCGCCCUCGUGUCGGGAGACGACGCGCCGCUGCUCGCAAAGGCUGCCGAGUCCGGCUUCGACGACUUGGUGGACGUGCUUGCGAAAGCACGGAUGCCCGACGUUGACGACGACGACGACGCACCCGCUGUACAGCCGCCGCCGCCGCCACGACCAAAGGAGGAGGCGGAUUUGAUGUCUAGAGUAGAAAGCGGCGUGCAGGCCGUCAAGGGUAUUCUAGGCGAUGCCUAUGGCGACGGCUACCUCGCCGCGUGUCUCGCGGCUUUAGAUUUGAAUCCUGAGAGAGUCGUAGAAGCUUUGUUAGAUAACAACCCGCCAGCCGCCGUCUCCCACUUAAGCCCGCAGCUGGCCAAGAUCGCCACCGUACGCGGAGAUAAUCGGCGGACGGGCGACAUCAAUGAAAAUGAAGCAAAACGCCAGCAGAAGGCGCGCUUGCGAGCCCUCGAGAAGCAAGAAGCUGAGGAUCAACAAUUGAGAAACGCGGUCUACGACGACGACUACGACGACCGGUACGACGGGCUCCAGGAGCCGACCAUAUUAACGGGGGACCAGGACGCCGUGCGCCGGGCUAAUGCUUUGGUGCGAGCCGACGAAGAAGAGGAGGCGUACUGGGCGUCGCAGCGCAAUGCCAAUUCUAGUAAGAGUGCGGCGCCCGCGCCCGCGCCAAAGAAAGAGUUGACGGCGAAGCAGAUCGCUUUACAACGGCGCCGCAAGACGAAGAACAAGGGCGCGCAGCACCACCAGAAGGACCGGGCGGCGCGGAAGGUGUGAGAUGCUGCGUCUGCUCGAUGGCGUGGAGGUGCCGCACGGUCAGCGAUAGCACUACCUCGACGCCGUCGCCGCGACCACCAAUGUGAUAGUAAC
Messenger RNA from Pelagomonas calceolata, 1425 nucleotides. NCBI's taxonomy places the organism in Eukaryota, Pelagophyceae, Pelagomonadales, Pelagomonadaceae. The record is from the annotation of a GenBank genome assembly.